CUCUCCCUCCGACAGUUCUGGGAAGUGAUCAGCGACGAGCAUGGCAUCGACCCCGUAGGCCAGUACAGCGGAGAAACCGACAUGCAGCUGGAGAGGAUCAACGUAUACUACAAUGAGGCCUCUGGUACAAUGGGAGGCGGGAGGUACGUGCCGCGCGCCGUGCUAGUCGACCUCGAACCGGGCACGAUGGAGGCCGUGCGCUCGGGCCCCGUCGGCAAGAUCUUCCGCCCCGACAACUUCGUCUUCGGUCAGAGCGGCGCUGGCAACAACUGGGCCAAGGGUCACUACACGGAGGGCGCCGAGCUGGUCGACUCCGUGAUGGACGUCAUGAGGAAGGAGGCCGAGAACUGCGACUGCCUCCAGGGGUUCCAGCUCACGCACUCCCUCGGGGGGGGCACGGGCUCGGGCAUGGGCACGCUCCUCAUCUCCAAGAUCAGGGAGGAAUACCCCGACAGGAUCAUGAACACGUUCUCCGUCAUACCGAGUCCUAAGGUCUCAGACACGGUAGUGGAGCCAUACAACGCCACGCUCUCAGUCCACCAGCUGGUCGAAAACACAGACGAGACCUUCUGCAUAGAUAACGAAGCCUUGUACGACAUCUGCUUCAGAACUUUGAAACUCACCUCCCCUUCCUAUGGCGACCUGAAUCACCUUGUGUCCGUAACGAUGUCCGGGGUGACCACAUGCCUCAGGUUCCCAGGCCAGCUCAACGCAGAUCUCAGGAAGUUAGCAGUUAACAUGGUACCUUUUCCUCGUCUUCACUUCUUCAUGCCAGGCUUCGCACCUCUCACCUCCAGAGGAUCUCAGAGUUACCGCGCCCUCACCGUCCCCGAACUCACCCAGCAGAUGUUCGACAGUAAAAACAUGAUGACCGCCUGCGACCCUCGACACGGCCGCUACCUCACCGUGGCCGCUAUCUUCAGAGGCCGCAUGUCCAUGAAGGAGGUGGAUGAACAGAUGCUCUCCGUUCAGAACAAGAAUUCCAGUUACUUCGUGGAAUGGAUCCCCAAUAACGUGAAAGUGGCAGUGUGCGACAUUCCACCGCGAGGACUCAAGAUGUCUGCCACUUUUAUCGGAAACUCCACCGCUAUUCAGGAGAUUUUCAAGCGCAUUUCCGAGCAGUUCACAGCCAUGUUCCGGCGAAAAGCUUUCCUCCACUGGUAUACGGGCGAGGGCAUGGACGAAAUGGAGUUCACCGAAGCCGAGUCCAACAUGAACGACUUGGUAUCGGAGUAUCAGCAGUACCAAGAAGCCACGGCAGAGGACGAGGAUUUCUUAGACGAAGAGGAGGCUGAGGAGGAGCUCGUGGAGGAGCAGUAGAUUAGGAUGUUGAGUGAGAGGGAGAGAUAGAGAGAAAAGAGGAGGAAAAAAGGAGAGAGAGUAGUAGGAGGAUAAGAGGAGUGGGAGAGGAGGAAAACAGGAGAGAGAGAGAGAGAGAGAGAGAGAGAGAGAGAGAGAGAGAGAGAGAGAGAGAGAGAGAGAGAGAGAGAGAGAGAGAGAGAGAGAGAGAGAGAAGGAAAGGAGGAGAGAGGGAGAGAUUGUAGGUGAGAAUAUGAGAGAGAGAAAGAGAAAGAAAGAAAGGGAGAGGAUGUGAAAACGAGAAGGAAAAAAGGAGAAAGUUAAAAAGGGAAAUAACGAGAUCCUCGUUUCGGAUGAGAGAGAAAUAAAGAAAAGAAAAAAAUAGGAAAGAAAGAAAGAGAGACAGAUAGAGAGAGAAUGUAUCAAGGAAUCUAGGUUGAUUGUCUGCUUCUUGCAAGAAAUAAACUUGAUUUAAUGAGUCGAAAGCAAUGUAUGCAUUUGAAAGAUCUUGAUUUUAAGAGAAUUUUGAGAGAAAGAGAGAGAGAGAGAAAGGAUUUCCAAGAACUUAGAUAAUAAUUUGAUUUUGAUUAAGAGUCAUGAAAAACAAAAUGAUUAUAAAAUGUGGGAACGGAUGGACACAAAAUCGUUGUAAUAUAAAGGUGUAAUGAAGAGAGAAAUAAAGAGGUGGAAUUUAAUGAAAAUAAUGAUAAUAAAUGAAGAUACUUAUUCUAGUCAUUACUAAUAUGCACAGGACAUAUUUUGUAAUGAGAACCAAGAGGUCAUCAUCACACAUUCAUCACUCAAAGUUUUUUUCUUUUUUUUAUUACGGAUUCAUAACUUAUUCUAUUGCGUAACAAAGAUCCAGUGAGUUGAUAUGAUCUGAUUAAAAAAAAAGAAUAAUAAAAUGAAAAAAAAUCAAGAUCAUAUCAUCAAUUCUAUAAAGUCCUUUUUGAUUUCUUUUUUUGUAUCAUUUAUAUGCUGCUCUUUAUACCGUACAGUACACGUGCCUUAUACAAGAGUCCAUAAAAUGAUCAAAUUUAGCCAAGUUCCUAAAUAAAAGAACUCAAAAAUUAUAUAUAUUUUCUGUAUUAGUUCCCGAAUACUUAAUUGUUUGACGAUAGCAUUCAUAAGUCAUCGUGUUUAUGAAACAGAGUGAAUUUCUGUCAUGUCAAAUACGCGCUCUUCGAUCAACAGAAAAUCAUGUAUUUCCAAUGGCCUUAGUCACUGCUGAAUGUAUGACUGCUGAGUCACGUGUUGUAUGCCCUGGUGCUCCGAGUCUAAAGAUUGAUUUUCUUUUUGUUUUUUUGUUUUUUUUUUCCUCAACUAGAAUUAUUUUGUUAAUUUGGAAUAAAAACACUUUGAAGUU
Penaeus indicus is the source of this 2665-nucleotide messenger RNA. RefSeq names its product tubulin beta chain-like. Gene Ontology annotation, cellular component: cytoplasm; microtubule. The coding region runs from base 82 to 1320 and encodes 412 amino acids. Gene Ontology annotation, molecular function: structural constituent of cytoskeleton; GTP binding; GTPase activity. The transcript is spliced from 8 exons. Gene Ontology annotation, biological process: microtubule cytoskeleton organization; mitotic cell cycle. The record is from RefSeq and is a predicted model, not a curated record. NCBI's taxonomy places the organism in Eukaryota, Metazoa, Arthropoda, Malacostraca, Decapoda, Penaeidae.